Messenger RNA from Aspergillus clavatus NRRL 1, 1395 nucleotides. Its product is annotated as putative RNA 3'-terminal phosphate cyclase. Lineage: Eukaryota; Fungi; Ascomycota; Eurotiomycetes; Eurotiales; Aspergillaceae. The coding region runs from base 1 to 1395 and encodes 464 amino acids. Gene Ontology annotation, cellular component: nucleus. The transcript has a single exon. The record is from RefSeq and is a predicted model, not a curated record. Gene Ontology annotation, biological process: RNA processing. Gene Ontology annotation, molecular function: RNA-3'-phosphate cyclase activity.
AUGUCCAACUCGUCUUCCAAAAAAGCACGAGCCAUCUACCUGGACGGCCGCACCCUUGAAGGAGGAGGCCAGCUGGUACGCAUCGCCAUCGCCUUGUCCACCAUCACCGGCCACCCCAUCACCAUCGACCAUAUCCGAGGAAACCGUAGCGGCAAACAAGGCUUGAAGGGGUCACACCUCGCUGCCAUCGAGUACCUGGCCGACGUGAGCAAGAGCCAAGUCGCCGGCGCCAAGAUCGGGUCCAUGUCGCUGACGUUUCGUCCGCCGCGGAAACCCCUAGCGCUCACGAAGACCGACAUCGACAUCCGUCUUACCACCGCGGGAUCGAUCUUCCUGGUUUUCCAGGCCCUGUAUCCGUAUCUUUUAUACACCGGAGGGAUAUCCUCCGACGAGAACCCGCAGCCGCAGCCUAUCCGCAUGAGUGUCACGGGGGGCACGAAUGUAUCAUUUGCCCCGUCAUAUGACUACGUCUCCCAGGUCCUGGUGCCGAAUUUCGCCAAAAUCGGACUCCCCCCGUUGGCAGUGCAGCUGGACAAGAGGGGAUGGUCGAGCGGGCCAUUUGAUCUGGGGAAAGCGUCGUUUGUCAUUGAGCCAAUUCGCGAGAGGAGCAGCGAGACAUGCUACGGCUUCCCAUCCGUCGACCUCAAUAGGCACAAAAGAGGCCGAGUUACGCAGAUCGAUAUCACCGUUCUGGCGCCGGAUAGCCCCGUCUCUGUGGCCUCGGGCUCCAGGCAAGAUCGGAGGGCCCAUUUAAACCAGGCGAACAGAGAACCGAGCUAUCCCCAGCCCGAUGAGGUGGAUGAACCGACGACUCGUCAAUUUAUCCAGGAUGAGAUUGUGCGUCUCCUCCGUGCUCGACUGGGGAAACUUGCCGCGUCGAUUUUCAAGAGGAAAUCACCGGAUGCAUUGGAGCCACUGCCUGGACUCAUACAUUCCGACGACCACCCCACCUCCGACCCAGUCCCCAUCACCAUCCACACCUCGGAAACGACCCACCACCACUCACAUAUCUACCUCCUCAUUGUAGCACAUACAUCGCGAGGAUUCAAGCUAGGAAGGGACACACUCUUCGGCGCGCAGACAAGGGUGUCGCGUCGCAAGACUGACCAACCAAGAGUCAACGCGAGAAGCCACGCGGUGGAACUGGCUGAGAGGUGUGUGGAUGGGUUUGUGCGGCAGCUGUACGAUCCGCGAUUGCAGGGUGCGCAGGAAGGGCGCCUGCCCUGUGUGGAUGAGUAUAUGAGGGACCAGUUGGUUAUCUUCGAGGCGUUGGGAAGAUCGCUCAGCUCGGGGAGUGAGGUUGACCGUCAUGAACGAACGAGCCAUACCCUCCACACGAAAACGGCGCGGUGGGUGUGUGAACAGAUGCUGGAUGGGGAGGGGGGUAUACUCUGA